AAAAAAAAGAAGCCAGAGUCUCCGGACGAAAAAAACGCCGGCUUGUUAUUACAUUGUGGGGCGGGGUAUAUACCCGGGACGAGUCAAGAACUCUUUCAUCCUGACAAGAACCCUCAACAAAUCCGAAUCCAACCGAACGAAAAGUGACUAAGCAGAGAGAGUGUGGUCCCAACAUCGGCCCCUCGUCUCCGUUCAAACAGCCCCACAUAUCCAACAACAACUCUUUGUCAAAUCGACUAUCAUCAUUCGACAAAUCGACAAACUGACCAUCGUCAGUCGAAUCAACCACUGUUUCGUUUGCAUUGUUAGAGGAGAAGUAAGAGAAUAUCGAUGGAGAGAAUAGAGACAUAGAAGAAUUUGUAUAAGAUCCCUACCCUUCGUAAACCAUCCAUCCCUACUUCAGUUUCUACUUCAGUUCAAGUUCCGAUCGGUGUCGUUUACCCUAUCAAGCAACUACCCACUCGCUCCACCAUGUCUUCCAUUCCUCAACAAAGGGCAGGUUCUGCAUCUCCCUCCACCUCGUCUUCUCGUAAAGCAGCCAAGUCAACCGCCACUGCUUCAGCACCUUCAUCGAGAACGUCGGGUCGAUCAGAUCCUUACUAUGGUCAUGAAGAGACGGCAGUAAUGUGCGCGCGAUUCAUCGCGUCCUUGUUCCAAUGUCCAAACAUACCUGCGCAAACAGCACCUGGUGCUCCUACACCCACCCUCGCACACUUUGUCGCGUACGCUCUUCAUCGUACGCGUCUUCCAUCAGUCGUCACCUUUGCCGCCCUACUCUUGCUUCAACGAUUGAAGACUCGUUUCCCCGCUGCACGCGGUUCGUCCGGUCAUCGCUUAUUCAUCUCGGCAUUCAUGAUCUCUUCCAAGGUCAUAUGCGACGACACUUACUCUAACCAAAGUUGGGGGAUCGUCGCUCAAAAGAUGUUCUCAUUAAAGGAGAUCAACCAGAUGGAACGUGAAAUGUGUGGAUACUUGGAAUGGAACCUCAACGUAGCAGGUGAAGAAGUGACCGAUUUCGAACGUCGUCUAAGAGUAGACUUCGGACCGAAAGCCAUCGUAUCACGUUCCAGCCCUACGACUGUCGAAGCUCAUCACCUACCGACUCCACCUACUCAUUCUUACCCUACACCCGAAACAACACCCGAUGCUCCUCAAUCUCGACCCAUCCGUCCAGUACCGUCUCCAUACAAGUCCAAACCUGUCACAUACGCACCACCAUCUCCACCGUCUUCUCCUCAUUCUUCUCACUAUCAUCCUCAAUCACCACCACAGUACUCUUCCAGCUCGUCAUUACAAUCUUCCCUACAAUCCUCACCUGCUAGCGACGAUUGCAAAACUCCUUCGCCAGUAUCUGUCGUACCACAUCGAAGCAAAUGUGGAGUUGUGGAGGAAGAGUCGUGUUUAUACACUAGGAGGAAAGGGGUUCAUACUGGGUUUUUGAGUGUUCAAGGUGGAGUCGCCCCAAAGGCCAAAGGAUCAUUUAGUCGACAAGCUCAAAGUACUCGUAUACUUGAAGAUGAAGCUAGAUUGUGUUGUGGAGCGUGA
This is a messenger RNA of Tremella mesenterica DSM 1558, 1545 nucleotides long. RefSeq lists its product as uncharacterized. NCBI's taxonomy places the organism in Eukaryota, Fungi, Basidiomycota, Tremellomycetes, Tremellales, Tremellaceae. The transcript has 4 exons. Gene Ontology annotation, biological process: regulation of cyclin-dependent protein serine/threonine kinase activity. Gene Ontology annotation, cellular component: cyclin-dependent protein kinase holoenzyme complex; nucleus. The record is from RefSeq and is a predicted model, not a curated record. The coding region runs from base 472 to 1545 and encodes 357 amino acids. Gene Ontology annotation, molecular function: cyclin-dependent protein serine/threonine kinase regulator activity; protein kinase binding.